Messenger RNA from Colletotrichum godetiae, 1155 nucleotides. RefSeq lists its product as uncharacterized. The record is from RefSeq and is a predicted model, not a curated record. Lineage: Eukaryota; Fungi; Ascomycota; Sordariomycetes; Glomerellales; Glomerellaceae. Gene Ontology annotation, molecular function: protein binding. Bases 1 to 1155 code for a protein of 384 amino acids. The transcript is spliced from 3 exons.
AUGUCCCCGAUUAUCGUGAUAAUAGCCGCCUCCGAAGCGAGGCGCGCAAAUCAAAACCGAUUACUCGAGGAAGAGCGUCGUCUUCCCUGGGCAUGGUCUCGACGAUUCAUCGACGCUUUCCCAUUUCGAACAGAGAACAAAAAUGCACAAGGCCUCGAUCGAGCCAUGCCGACCGAGUUGCUCCUCGCCAUAUCCGGUUAUCUCACCAUGGUCGACCGCGCAGUCCUAUCUCUGACAAGCAGAAGGAUGUGGGCCAUUUUCGAAAAGGAUAACUUUCUACUGAGCCUACCGUCUCCUAAGAAGAUUGAGCUACCGACGUUGCUGGAGAGGGACGCCAACGAGCACAAAAAUGGCAACGUACUCUGCAGGCCCUGUCAGAUCUUCCACGACCCUCACCUGACCUCGCGCAGCAUUAUCCGCGCCAACAACAGGGACUAUAAUCGUCCGUGUCUUCAGGAACCCGCAAAUUCACAUCAGAGAUUGGUAUCUCCCUAUCUCCACGAUGCCUUUCCGUUCAACUCAUUCAAGCACGCCCAGGCUUGCAGACGUUCUGUAGAGAACCCUUAUGAUGCCAAUCAAUUGUAUCUGGUCAAGUUACCCACUUUGUAUCGCCACGACAAUGAAAAGGCAAGGGCUGAACAAACCAUGACGUGCCGUGUUUCGAAAGAAGGCGAACUGCUCGUCAAGACCGUUACAGACCUUUUCGCGGCCAAGGGUGACAUUCCUUACCUUUAUCAAGUGCUAGAACGGACCAACCUCACAAGAUGCUGCGGGCAUGUGGACUGGGAAGCGACUUAUCCAUUCAUGUUCGAGCAUAAUAUGCAGUAUCCUACCGACCCUGAUGAGUACGCGAGAUGCGGCCAACCUUUGGCACGCGAUGAUCUGAGAAGGAUACACGAUGUCUGGAAUCCGGCAGUGGAGCCACAGCACUCAUUGGGUAACGAGAGGAUGAAUGCCCGUGCCUUUUGUUACACCAACUACACACACGGAGAGGAUGUGAACGAUAUGAAGUGGGCCUCUCAUUUCAAAUAUAGAGGCUAUAUAGAGGAGGACUUCAUUCGUAGGGACUGGUGGGAAGGGUUUGAUUCAAGAUAUGCUUGGGAUGAACCGGACGAGAGUGAGAGAAAGGCAGAGACGUGGAGAGACUGUUUGUGA